AUGAGCGCUCCGAUACUCCCCGUUUAUCCGCAAUGGGUUGCGCAGACCCUUACACCCUACUUGCGCUACGCCUUCAAGCACUUGUUGCGUGACGAUCUCGACAUAGAGCCGUACGUCCAGCGAGCGUUCGAGACCUCUAGCUUCCAGCCCAAAUCCUCUAUCGAUGGCGACGAUCUCUUUUUUGAGCGCGUGUUCUUCGCGAUCGAACGUAGACACCAAGGCCUCCCAGCCGAGCUUAAUGGACUCACAGAUAACCUGCAGCCUCUGGCGAGGUUUCUCAUCCGGCGGGCGCAGCUAAAGGGACCCUACGAGCUGCUGCAUCGCAAUGCGCAGCCUAGUGAAUCAUGGAAGAAGUACGAGAGUGUACGGCUCACGCAGAUUGCGGCCGAAAACGCGAGAGUGCCAAACUAUACCCCUUCAUCUGUGGAUAAUCCACCAGGAACUUCAACUUUCGCGAUGACGGCAAGACCACCCACGAACCACGAUAUCGACCCUCGUUUGCUCUACGCAAACCCGGGCGACUUCACUGAGCCUGGGCUCUCAGGAACCUUGACUAUUCCUGAGUUGCAGCACUAUCAACGUCGAAACCAAGAGAUCGAGGAUUUCUGGGCAAGAAGACAGGGUCAGCUUCCCAAUCAGCAGCAAGGAUUUGGACUACAACACCCAUCACCCGGCUUCCAGGGUUCUCUACAAGGUCGUCAACACGAAAUGACAUCGUUUCAUGAUACUGUGAACGGCCCAGGAUUGCCCUACGCACCGCGCCCGGCUCUUCAGCAGUAUUUUACUCCAUAUCACGUACAGCAGGUCGGGCAGCAGCGGAGUGUAGUGCCAUCCCAGCUUCCAACGCCGGCACCGACUCCUACGGCGCAGAUGUAUACACCGGCUCAGUCCAUCCAGCAGUACUCCCCGCAAUUGGGUUCUUACCAGCCUGCUGGCUAUUCAUCUUUAGCACAGGCGCAAUGCCUCCAGUCAGGCCAGGCACCCGCGGCGCCAGAGCUGAAAAUCAAGCAACACAGCUUCCCUAUUGCGCCUCGAUCGCAGCCCGCGCAGUCAGGGAAUACUUCCAACCGUCGUCUCAAUACUCAGUCUAGCCUCCCGACUCUCACUAGACCUUCUGGUAUCUCCAAGUCCGUUCCCAAAGCCUCCGCAACUACUACCACACCGGACUGGACCGACACAGCUCAGCUCGCAGCCAGCAUGCCGGCUUUCAAAAGUCUACCAAAAGCCGAGAAGGUAGCCAAGAUUCUGGAGAUCAACAGAGCUAUAAAGGCCAAGAACCCUACUACGCUCACGGCGAUGGAUCAGUUCCUCCUUGACCAUGGUGUCGCUAAAGAAGACGUCACUGCAGUGGGAGUAGUAGGGCCCGAUGGUAACAUAGUGAAGCUACCAGGUCAACAAGCGAUAACCGUUCCGGCGCCUGGCUAUCCGACUCAUCCGGGUGUGCAUGCGACUCCAUCGGGUAUGCCAGCCUUCGCGCAUCAUCCAGGCUAUUCGAACAUUACGAGUUCGUUCCCUCAACCGUCCUAUAACCCACCAACAAAAUCUGCACCGGCCAGCAAGCGAGGGAGGAAGAAGAAGGAGAAGAAGUGA
This is a messenger RNA of Alternaria triticimaculans, 1590 nucleotides long. RefSeq lists its product as uncharacterized. NCBI's taxonomy places the organism in Eukaryota, Fungi, Ascomycota, Dothideomycetes, Pleosporales, Pleosporaceae. The transcript has 3 exons. The coding region runs from base 1 to 1590 and encodes 529 amino acids. The record is from RefSeq and is a predicted model, not a curated record.